Lodderomyces pseudojiufengensis is the source of this 1494-nucleotide messenger RNA. RefSeq lists its product as uncharacterized. NCBI's taxonomy places the organism in Eukaryota, Fungi, Ascomycota, Pichiomycetes, Serinales, Debaryomycetaceae. Gene Ontology annotation, molecular function: NEDD8 activating enzyme activity. Gene Ontology annotation, biological process: protein neddylation. The record is from RefSeq and is a predicted model, not a curated record. Bases 1 to 1494 code for a protein of 497 amino acids. The transcript has a single exon. Gene Ontology annotation, cellular component: cytoplasm.
AUGAUUGAUAAAGAAGCAAAAUAUGAUAGACAAUUAAGAUUAUGGGAAACUAUAGGACAACUGAAAUUAGAAAAUAGUCAUAUAUGUUUAAUUAAUGCUACUUCAACUGGUUCUGAAAUUUUAAAAAAUUUAAUAUUACCAGAAAUUGGAGAAUUUACAAUAAUUGAUAAUAGAAAUAUUACAAAAGAAAUAAGUUCAUCAAAUUUUUUUAUAAGAAAUAAUGAUAUUGGUAAAAAUGUUGCAUUAUGUGUUACAAAGAAUUUAAAUGAAUUAAAUUCAGAUGUAAAAGGAUAUCUGAUUAAUGAAUCAAUUGAUUCUCUACUUGAAAAAUCUGAAUUUUGGAAUCAAUUUAAUUGUGUUAUUAUAAGUGAUUAUAUCCCUAAUUUACAACAAUUAAUAAAUUUAUUAUGGUCAAAACAAAUACCAAUAUUAAUAGUAAAUACUAUUGGAUUUUAUGCAUCAUUAAAUUUAUUAUCUAAUGAAACUACAGUAAUUGAAACUCAUGAUCCUUCAAGAUUAUAUGAUUUAAGAAUUGAUCAACCAUGGGAAGAACUUCAAGAAUUUUCAGAUUCUUUUGAUUUAGAAAAAAUGGAUGAUCAAGAACAUAGUCAUAUUCCAUAUAUAGUAAUAUUCAUUAAAGCAUUACAAUAUUGGAAAAAAACUUAUGGAAAAAAUCCAUCAACAUAUAAUGAAAAAAAAUUGUUUAAAUCAUAUAUUGAAUCAUUAUCAAGAAAUAUAAAUUUAGAAACUAAUUUUAUUGAAGCUUUACAAUCAUGUCAUAGAGCUUUUCAAAAAACAGAAAUUCCAGAAAGUAUUAAAAAUUUGAUAACCAAUAAUAAUGUAAAUAAAGAUUCAACAAUAUUUUGGAUAUAUAUAGCAGCACUUUCCAAAUUUAUUGAAAAAUAUAAUGUAUUACCAUUACCUGGAAAUUUACCAGAUAUGGCAUCAAAUUCAGAAAAUUACACCAAACUUUCAAAAAUUUAUAAAUCAAAAGCUGAAAAAGAUCAAGAAUUAUUUACAAAUGAAGUUUAUGAAAUUUGUAAAGAAAUUGGGAAAUCAACUGAAUUUAUAAAUAAAGAAUCUAUAAAAAGUUUUUGUAAAAAUACUCAAUUAUUAUUUGUUACAAUUGGAUCAAAAGAUUUAAUUAAUUCAAAAUUGAUCAACCAGUCUAAUAAUGAAUUUAUUUCAAUUUAUUUAUCUAUAUUAACAUUUAAUUCAUAUAUUGAUAAAUAUAACGAAAAACCAAAUAUAACAGAUCUUGAAAAAUUUAUUGAAUUAUUUAAAGAAUUAUCAUCAGAAAUUUCAGAAUCAACCCUCAACAUAAUAAAAGAAAUUUUAAAUCAUAAUACAAGAGAUUAUCAUAAUAUAAGUUCAUUUAUGGGAGGAAUUGUAAGUCAAGAAAUUUUAAAAUUAACAACUGCUCAAUAUAUUCCAUUAGAUAAUUUAUUUAUAUUUGAUGGUAUAAAAUCAAGUAGUGAAAGAUUUAAAAUUUGA